CGUGCACUUUUAAAAGUUGUUAAAUUGUGAAAUUAAUUCGAAAAAUGACAUAUUCGUGUCCGUUUAGUAUUGGUUUUCAUUUGCCACGUGCACGUAUUGUUUCUUAACUGUUUUUCCAUUACUUAAAUGUAAUAAACAUAAAUCUUUUCGACACUUCGAUUGAAGUUGUAAACUUUUAUACAUAGUUACAUACAUGAUCGUUCUGAUUAAAUAUAUUUGACGUUACUUCUGUAAGUCUUACAGAAACAUGUUUUAUACCAGGUGACGCCAGGAAAAUUGCAGACCAUAAAGUCUUCCAUGUUCCAUAAUUUUUAUUUAAUUAAUUUGUACUAUUUUGAUCGUCAAAAUGAAUUUAAAAAGCGUUAAGGACAGACUGAAAGAUGAAACGUUGGAUCUUAGCUUAUGCGACCUAAAGGAAGUGCCUGUUCGAGAAAUCACAACCAUCAAAAAAGCAACACAUUUGGAUUUAUCAAAUAAUUUAUUAACUUCUUUGCCUACUAACUUUAUCAAUCUUAAGCAAAUAGUUAAAUUGGAUCUUAGUAGAAAUAUGUUAACAGAAAUUCCUGAAAAUUUUGGUGAAUUAAGACAAUUGAAACAUUUAGAUCUUUAUGCAAAUCAGAUAAGCAGGCUACCGCUUAGUUUAAGCGAAUUAAAAAAUUUAAGAUGGUUAGAUUUAAAGGAAAAUCCUUUAACCCCUGCAGUGGCAAGCGUCGCAGGACCAUGUAGUAAUCUAAGCGAAUGUCAGGCAUGCGCUCGUAAUAUUGUUACAUAUUUAUCGCAUGUAAAGCUUACUAUAGAAGAAGAAAAGUUACGAAGACUAAAUGCAAUUAUUGAUACAGAAACAGAUACAGUAUCGACAAAAAAGACAGGAAAAAAGAAAAAGAAGAAAGCAGCAGAUAAAGAUAAUAAACCGAAUUUAGAUAAAAAUGAACGUAAUUCUUUGCCGAAGUUAUCGCGAAGCGAUGAAAGCGAAAUGAAAAAUUCGACGGCAACGAAUGAUCGAAAGUACACCGAUAAGCAAUCGAUUAAAGGAAAUACGUGUCGGACCUUUCUGCACACGAUUACAUGGCUUUUCCUAUUUAGUUCAAUACUGCUUAUGUUAAUCCUGAUUCUUCCAUUGUACUCAAAACAAUCGGAAUUACUUGUAAAUCAUUUCGAAACAAACAUGGGUAUACCUUUGAAGACGAUUCAACAACGUAGUACCGAUAUGUUUUAUUCCUUCACGCGAAGCGUAUCCAACGUUUACAAAGAUAUAUACUACGUUUACGAGAAGAAUUUUAACACGAACAAAGACAUUUCAAUAAAUGAAUAAACUGUAAUACAAAUAAUAUAUUCACCGAGACUAAGGGCAGAGCCGCGAAUACGCUGACGAGAAAUACUUGCGGCAAGAUGCGUUUUCGCUUCGAGAAGAGCAUUCUCUAUAUCCGCCAAUCCUGCAGCCUAAGGAAAUGGAAUGAUCAAAAAUUUCUCGAGAUCAUUUAUUACUUUACGCCAAUUAUCAACGAAAGAGCAUGCGUCCAUCCAAGCAAAUAGAGAGAAAGGAGAAAAAGGACGGAUCUAACCUCGAAGAUUGUUUUGCGUUCUUUAACGGCAUCCAUCUCCCGCUGUUUCGCAAAUUUCCUCCCUUGCAUGUCGUACAGCAACAACCAAACGAUUCUUUCACGAUCCCUCAUGGCGUUGUUACGACGCCAAAAUCCUAUAUCUUUCAGAGCGCGAUCAAAUAUUUUCUUGUCUAAAGAAGAAACAGGAAAAGAUAAAUAAAACUAUCUAGCUUGAAUUGGAA
Messenger RNA from Osmia lignaria (orchard mason bee), 1783 nucleotides. RefSeq names its product leucine-rich repeat-containing protein 59. Gene Ontology annotation, cellular component: cytoplasm. NCBI's taxonomy places the organism in Eukaryota, Metazoa, Arthropoda, Insecta, Hymenoptera, Megachilidae. Gene Ontology annotation, molecular function: protein binding. The record is from RefSeq and is a predicted model, not a curated record.